AUGCAGCACUAUGGAGUGAACGGUUACUCUCUUCACGCCAUGAAUUCUCUGAGUGCCAUGUACAACCUUCACCAGCAGGCGGCGCAACAAGCCCAGCACGCCCCUGACUACAGACCCUCGGUGCACGCCCUCACGCUGGCAGAGAGACUGGCCGGCUGUACAUUUCAAGACAUCAUUUUGGAGGCCCGUUAUGGAUCCCAGCAUCGCAAACAGAGGAGAAGCCGCACAGCCUUCACCGCCCAACAACUGGAAGCCCUGGAGAAGACUUUCCAGAAGACUCACUAUCCAGAUGUGGUGAUGCGGGAACGGCUGGCCAUGUGCACCAACCUACCGGAAGCCAGAGUACAGGUUUGGUUUAAGAACCGAAGAGCCAAAUUCCGGAAGAAACAGCGCAGCCUCCAGAAGGAGCAGUUGCAGAAGCAGAAGGACUCAGAAGGGAGCCACAGCGAGGGGAAGACGGACGCUCUUGUGCUGGAAAGCCAGACUUCCGCCCCUGACGUAGACAAGCCACAGAGCCAGCCGAGCGAAGCCAGCACGGAGCUCAACCUCACCUUGUCGGAGCAGUCGGCCAGCGAGUCCGCAGCAGAGGACCAGACGGACAGAGAGGAGGACUUUAAGAACCCCUUGGAGGAGUCCAAAGCAGACAAAGGUCCUGGCACUGAGAGCAAGGCUCUGAACUGCAAGAGAGCCAGUCCAAAAGCAGACUCUCCCAUCAGUGCCACGGUGACGCCUUCCUCCAGCAGCGGCAUGUCUCAGACUCACUCCUACUCCUCCUCACCUCUGAGCCUCUUCCGUCUCCAGGAGCAAUUUCGCCAGCACAUGGCCGCCACUAACAACUUGGUCCAUUACUCCUCCUUUGAAAUGGGGACCCCAACUGCCAUGCCGUACUUGGGCAUGAAUGUCAACAUGGCGCCCCUCAGCUCUCUCCAUUGUCAGUCGUAUUACCAGUCGCUCUCCCACGCCCAGCAGGUCUGGUCUUCACCCAUCUUGCAGGCGUCUAGCUCCCUCCCUACUCUGAACAGUAAAACGACAAGUAUUGAGAAUCUAAGGCUCCGGGCAAAGCAGCACGCCGCCUCCCUCGGACUUGACACCUUACCAAACUGACCGCAAGGCAGCAGGGGAACCCCCACCCUACCGUCAGCCGCAAGAGAAGGCACCUUCUGCUGGCACUAAACGUGUGGCUCUUUUGAAAAUGCACAGCUCUCCUCUCCACCUGGAUCAAGGUGCUCCCUUUCGGGGGAUACUUUCAAUCCUUUACUUCUUCACUAGCUCCAUUUUCACGUCAGGUACUGCUACUGGCCCCACUUCCACUGAAGUAUUUAAUAAAGAAGGAAAGAGGGCAUGUACUUAGAUGUUUAAAAAAAACUCUCCUGAGGACCGAGGAGUAAAAACUGUAAUGUCCAGAAAGAUCGCUCUUUCGUUGAUACUGUGAUAAUGUGCCGACUGUGAUUUUUGUUUUGUUUUGUGCUCUGGAAAACCUAGUCCUAGUACUGUAUAUAGAUUCUAUUGUUGAAAACAUCCUUCAUUUGUGUGUUGCUGUCUGUGUUGCCUUAUGCAGAAUUAUGGAGCAUUUUGCUAUCUUUCCUCCCUCCCCCUUUCUUUCAGAUUUAUACUUGUAGUAGCUAGAAUCAAACUUACAAUCCAAAAAAACCCCACAAGCUCUGAGCGGGAGGUGCUUCUUUGGCCAGUGUUCUGAAUAAGUCUAGCAAGAGGAAUUCAGAGAAAAGAUUCUGAAUGCCAUUAUCAUAUCUUCUCCAGUUCUCCGUUAAAACCAACCUGCAAACGCCAGGGAAUGAUGUAAAGGGUUGUUUCCUGUUAAAGCACUUCCCGUCGGUAGGAACUUUUUUUUUUUUUUUUUUAAAGCACUUCUUCGAAGUCCGAGGACAAAGAAUUUGCCACCGGGCUCUGUUGGUUAGAGAGCGAGGAAAAAUGAAAGCACUAGAUUUUGUCAAAUUCACAAGACUUUU
Molecule: messenger RNA, 1967 nt
Organism: Trachemys scripta elegans
Lineage: Eukaryota; Metazoa; Chordata; Testudines; Emydidae
Gene: DMBX1
Product: diencephalon/mesencephalon homeobox 1
Exons: 4
Coding region: 1-1104 (367 amino acids)
Biological process (GO): regulation of transcription by RNA polymerase II
Molecular function (GO): RNA polymerase II transcription regulatory region sequence-specific DNA binding; DNA-binding transcription factor activity, RNA polymerase II-specific
Source: RefSeq, a predicted model, not a curated record